Condylura cristata (star-nosed mole) is the source of this 3330-nucleotide messenger RNA. RefSeq names its product ADAM metallopeptidase with thrombospondin type 1 motif, 17 (gene ADAMTS17). NCBI's taxonomy places the organism in Eukaryota, Metazoa, Chordata, Mammalia, Eulipotyphla, Talpidae. Gene Ontology annotation, molecular function: metalloendopeptidase activity. The coding region runs from base 1 to 3330 and encodes 1109 amino acids. The record is from RefSeq and is a predicted model, not a curated record. Gene Ontology annotation, cellular component: extracellular matrix. Gene Ontology annotation, biological process: proteolysis; extracellular matrix organization. The transcript is spliced from 23 exons.
AUGUGUGACGGCGCCCUGCUGCCCCCGCUCGUCCUGCCCUUGCUGCUGCUGCUGGUGUGGGGACUGGACCCGGGCACAGGUAGCGCUCCCCCUGCGGUCGCCCCUGCAGCCCCGCGCCUCUCGCGCCCCUUCCCUCUGCCCUCCCGAGGCAUCCGGGCGUCCGCCGCCUGCCGGGGAGCUCGGCGCGCCCUGCUGCUGCACCUGCCGGCCUUCGGGCGCGACCUGUACCUGCAGCUGCGCCGCGACCUGCGCUUCCUGUCCCGCGGCUUCGAGGUGGAGGAGGCAGGCGCGACCCGGCGCCGCGGACGCCCCGCGGAGCUGUGCUUCUACUCGGGCCGCGUCCUGGGCCACCCGGGCUCCCUGGUCUCGCUCAGCGCUUGCGGCGCCGCCGGCGGCCUGGUUGGCCUCAUCCAGCUAGGGCAGGAGCAGGUGCUCAUCCAGCCCCUCAACAACUCGGGGAGCCCGCUCGGUGGGCGAGAGCAUCUCAUCAGGCGCAAAUGGUCCUUGGCACCCAGCCCCACGGCCACGGCCGCCGAGGCCCAGACACCCGGGCAGCCCUGCGAGGUUCUGACAGACAAGAAGAAGCCGAGCAGGGGCAGGCCCGUGGGGGACCUGCGGGAGCGGAGGAAUGCCAUCCGGCUCACCAGCGAGCACACAGUGGAGACCCUGGUGGUGGCCGACGCCGACAUGGUGCAGUACCACGGGGCGGAGGCCGCCCAGAGGUUCAUCCUCACGGUCAUGAACAUGGUAUACAAUAUGUUUCAGCACCAGAGCCUUGGAAUAAAAGUCAACAUCCAAGUGACCAAGCUGGUCCUGCUUCGGCAACGGCCUGCCAAGUUGUCCAUCGGGCACCAUGGUGAGCGCUCCCUGGAGAGCUUCUGUCACUGGCAGAAUGAGGAAUACGGGGGUGCACGGUACCUGGGAAACAAUCAGGUUCCAGGAGGCAAGGACGAUACUCCCCCAGUGGAUGCCGCUGUGUUCGUGACCAGGACGGAUUUCUGCGUACACAAGGAUGAGCCGUGCGACACUGUGGGAAUCGCUUACCUGGGAGGCGUAUGCAGCGCGAAGCGGAAGUGUGUGCUCGCGGAAGACAACGGGCUCAACCUGGCCUUCACCAUCGCCCAUGAGCUGGGCCACAAUUUGGGGAUGAACCACGAUGAUGAUCACUCGUCCUGCGCCGGCAGGUCCCACAUCAUGUCGGGAGAGUGGGUGAAAGGCCGGAACCCCAGCGACCUCUCCUGGUCCUCCUGCAGUCGAGAUGAUCUUGAGCACUUCCUCAAGUCAAAAAUCAGCACGUGUUUGCUGGUGACAGACCCCAGGAGCCAGCAUGCAGUCCGCCUCCCUCACAAGCUUCCAGGCAUGCACUACAGUGCCAAUGAGCAAUGCCAGAUCCUGUUUGGCACCAAUGCCACCUUCUGCAAAAACAUGGAGCAUCUCAUGUGUGCCGGACUGUGGUGCCUGGUGGAAGGAGACACGUCCUGCAAGACCAAGCUGGACCCACCCCUGGAUGGCACGGAGUGUGGUGCAGACAAGUGGUGCCGCACCGGGGAGUGUGUCAGCAAGACGCCCCUUCCGGAGCACGUAGACGGAGACUGGAGCCCGUGGGGUGCCUGGAGCAUGUGCAGCCGGACCUGCGGGACUGGGGCCCGCUUCCGGCAGAGGAAAUGCGACAACCCCCCGCCGGGGCCUGGAGGCACACACUGCCCGGGGGCCAGCGUGGAGCAUGCUGUCUGCGAGAACCUGCCCUGCCCCAAGGGCCUGCCCAGCUUCCGGGACCAGCAGUGCCAGACACACGACAGGCUGAGCAGCAAGAAGAAGGGCCUGCUGACCGCAGUGGUGGUCGACGAGAAGCCGUGUGAACUGUACUGCUCGCCGCUGGGGAAGGAGUCGCCGCUGCUGGUGGCCGACAGGGUCCUGGACGGCACACCCUGUGGGCCCUAUGAGACUGACCUCUGCGUGCACGGCAGGUGCCAGAAAAUCGGCUGUGACGGCAUCAUCGGGUCUGCGGCCAAGGAAGACCGGUGCGGAGUCUGCAGCGGGGACGGCCGGACGUGCCGCGUGGUGAAGGGCGACUUCAGCCACUCCCGAGGGACGGGUUACAUCGAAGCUGCUGUCAUUCCCGCUGGAGCUCGAAGGAUCCGUGUCGUGGAGGAUAAACCUGCCCACAGUUUUCUGGCUCUCAAAGACUCCAGUAAGAGAUCCAUCAACAGCGACUGGAAGAUAGAGCUCCCUGGAGAAUUCCAGAUCGCCGGCACCACUGUCCGCUACGUCAGGAGAGGCCUGUGGGAGAAAAUUUCUGCCAAGGGACCAACCAAAAUACCCCUGCAUUUGAUGGUGUUGUUAUUUCAUGACCAAAAUUAUGGAAUUCAUUAUGAAUACACCGUUCCUGUAAAUCAUACAGCCGAAAAUCAGAGUGAGCCAGAAAAACCCCAGGACUCUCUGUUCCUCUGGACCCACAGCGGCUGGGACGGGUGCAGCGUGCAGUGCGGAGGCGGCGAACGCAGAACCAUCGUGUCCUGCACGCGGAUUGUGAACAAGACCACGACGCUGGUGAAUGACAGCGACUGCCCACAGGCCAGCCGUCCAGAGCCACAGGUCCGCAGGUGCAACUCACACCCCUGCCAGGCACGGUGGGUGGCAGGCCCCUGGAGCCCCUGCUCGGCGACCUGCGAGAAGGGCGCCCAGCACCGGGAGGUGACCUGCGUGUACCAGCUGCAGAACGGCACCCACGUCACCACGCGGCCCCUCUACUGCCAGGGGCCCCGGCCAGCGCCCGUGCAGAGCUGCGAAGGUCAGGACUGCCUGUCCAUCUGGGAGGCAUCCGAGUGGUCACAGUGUUCUGCCAACUGUGGGAAAGGGGAGCAGAAGCGGAAGGUGACCUGCACCAACUCCCAGGGGAAAUGCGACGCGUCCACGCGCCCGCGGGCCGAGCAAGAGUGCCAGGACUACUCCGGCUGCUACGAGUGGAGAACGGGGGACUGGUCCAAGUGCUCGUCCACCUGUGGGAAGGGACUACAGUCCCGCGUGGUCCAGUGCAUGCACAAGGUCACCGGGCGCCAUGGAAACGAGUGCCCGGCCCUGGCCAAGCCCGCCGCCUACAGACAGUGCCACCAGGAGGUCUGCAACGACAAGAUCAACGUGAACACCAUCACCUCCCCUCGCCUUGCCGCCCUGACCUACAAGUGCACACGGGACCAGUGGACAGUGUACUGCCGGGUCAUCCGAGAAAAGAACCUCUGCCAGGACAUGCGGUGGUACCAGCGCUGCUGCCAGACGUGCAGGGAUUUCUACGCCAGUAAGAUGCGCCAGCCGCCGCCGCCGAGCUCGUGA